AUGAGAGAAGAUCAAACAUUUAAGCCACUUAAACCUGGAACUAUUCAUGAUUUACCACAAUGUGAACUAAACUAUGUAUAUGUUACACAGCAAAUUCUCCCAAGAUUAAAAAAAGGAAAUGAAGAUCCUCCAGAAGAUAUAUUUGACGUAAUAGAGCGUGGGCCUUUUGUUAUAACAGGCUUUAUUCAUAUGAAUGAAGAAACGCAGAUACGUUUUGCACACACUUCACGAAAAACAGUUUUCAUUAAACUUAGAAAUGUCUAUCUUUACAAGAUUGAACAACUUCCUAGCAAUUCAUUAUUGAUAUGGGUUGUUGGACAACGUGCACUAUAUGCCAUUCGAAAUGUUAGCGAUGAAUACAAAGAAACAUUUGAUAUAGUUAUAGAAAAAGCAAAUCUUUAUUUAUAUUUAAGAUCUAUUCGAAAAAGUGAAACAGAAGAUUGCAUAUUUACAUUUCCUGAAUAUUUAGAACAAAUUUCACAUGUGUUAGGUGAAAAAGAGUUAGUGGUUAAAAAUAAAAUGAUUAAAUAUUCUAAAUUUUUAUUUUUUAUGAUGUUGGAUGAUGUUUUAUUAAACUGGCAAACGUCACUCUUUUUUAAAGAUCUUAAGCAAUUAUGUAAUGAUUCAUUUAAGAUUGCAGAGUUAAAUAAAAAAAAAGUAGAAAUUCUACGUAAUGAAGCUGUUAAUACAUUAAAACUCACUAAUAGCUUUACGGAUGAAAGUAUAAUAAAUAAUAAGCAGAAAUUAGACGAUUCUUUUCAAUUACAGCAUGAUUUUUUCAAUGUUGAAUUCUUAUUCAAAAAAUCACAAAAUAGAAUACUAACAUAUCCAUUUCCUCGUGCAAAUGCAGAAGGAAGAAAAUUAUAUAAUGACUUAAAGAAAGCUUUAAUGUAUAUUCCUUUUAAACCUGAGGAUCUUGAUAUUGAAACAGCUGCUAUUUUUCUUGGAAAUGAUUUAAAUUCAGUAAACGAUAUGAGAGAAAAAAUAAAAGACCAUGCAGAAGGUUUAAUUGAUUUUAUUAAAAUAUCUAAAAAAUGGGAAAAAAGUAUUUUAUUUAAGCAACUUAUUGAUAUAAGUAAAGGAAUUGAUAUUUGUCUUAAAGAAACGGAUUCUAUGUUUUUUAAAAAUGAAGAUUCUCAAAAACUUUAUGAGAAGAAAAACAAAAUAUACCAUAAUACAGAAUCAAUAAAAAAUAUACCUAACAAAAGAACUAUAUUAGACUUAAAUAACUCCUCAGCAGAAUUAAGCAUAAAUAAUAACGUAACUUAUAAAACAGAUUUGACAUCUAAAAAAGAAUUUCUAUAUAAAAUUACAGAUCAACUUAUUUCCGAACUUAUUGACUCACAGAAAUAUGCUAAAAAGUACAAUUUAAAAAUAUUUAUAGAUAAUAUAACAAAAAAUUUUAAAAUUUCAUAUAGAGCCACGCUAAAAUUUAUUCUUCAAAAUAUUGAAUAUUUUGCUAAUUUAGCUAUACAAAAACAUACUGAGAUUUAUAAGGAUUUAGAAAAUAUGUUAAUAUUUAAACUGAAUUUCUUAAAGAAUCCUAAAUUGAAAUUAUCUAUGAAUAAACAAUUAAAAACUUCAAAGUACAACAUAUUAAAAUCAAAUGCUUCAAAUUUUCUAGAAGAUUCAUGUUUUAAAAAUAAAAAAAAAUUAAACAAGAAAAAAUAUAUUGAAAAUGAAAUUCACAAAUCUAAAAAUUAUAAUACUCCUUCAGAUUUUGAAACAAUUAUAAAAGAUGAGAUCUUAGAUCCAUUAGAUAUAAUCUAUAAAUCGUCUGAUACUAAAUUAGAUUUACAAAAACUUAACAACAUAUCAACAAAUUUUAAAAAGAAUACUGAAUGUUUAAAAGAAACAAUUUCUCAUGAUUCUUAUAAAUCACCAUUUAAUAUAAAUACCACUUUCAAUAAUAAAAGAAACAAAUUAAAUUUAAAUUUAUUAAAAAAACAUGCAGAUUUUCCAAAAAAUGAAAAAGAAGCAUAUAAUAAUAAUCCUAAACAGAAUACAAUGAAUGAAUUUUUAUCUAAUACAAAUUUAAAACAUGAAUUAUUAUGUGAAGAUACUAUAAAUAAACCUAAUCAUAAAAUAAUAUCAGAAAAUUUAAGUGUGUUAAUUGACAAAUCUCCCGUUUCAGAAAAGAAAAAUAUAAUUACUUAUUCUGAUUUUAAUAAAAGUAAUCAAGAGAAAAAUUAUCUUAACACCGAAGUUGAAGCAGAUUUACAACCAUUUAAAUUUGAUAACUCUGCUACAUCAAAUGAUUCUUCAUUUAAUAAGUUUACAAAAAUAUUACUUGAAUCCAGUUUAAUUCGACCCGGGAGAGGCAAGCCAAUGCUACAAAUCAUACCACUUCCUCCAACCCAACCUUCUCAAAAUUCAAAAUUAUGGUUUUGUCCUGUUAAAGAUUGCAAUUAUUUUUCUGAAACAUUUAUUUCUAAUAGAAUUUUUAAAACAAUUAUUAAACAUUUAAAAUAUCAUAGAAGCAUUCUUUCUUCAAAAGAUAAAUAUGAAAAUUCAGAACAUCAACUAAAAAAUAAAUUAGUUCGUGACUUUGUUGACAAAAUUGAAACUAUUACUACAGUAUGGAAUUUGCAAUUAAAUGAAUCAUAA
Pneumocystis jirovecii RU7 is the source of this 2607-nucleotide messenger RNA. RefSeq lists its product as uncharacterized. NCBI's taxonomy places the organism in Eukaryota, Fungi, Ascomycota, Pneumocystomycetes, Pneumocystales, Pneumocystaceae. Bases 1 to 2607 code for a protein of 868 amino acids. The record is from RefSeq and is a predicted model, not a curated record. The transcript is spliced from 11 exons.